GAGACUACAAAGAGAAAUCCUGAAGUAAAAUUUCGUCUCAGUCAUCAAUCAUCAUAGCUCCCGACGAGUUGACGUAUAGCCAUUGAAAAUUUUCAGUAAUUUUUUUGUGAAAACUCAAUUCUAAAAACAUAAAAAAUGGUACUCGAUGAAGAACAUCCCGUUUAUGGCCCAUUUUUCGGUGUGAUGGGAGCUGCAGCUGCAAUCAUUUUCAGCGCGCUCGGAGCUGCAUAUGGAACCGCUAAAUCAGGAACAGGAAUUGCAGCGAUGAGUGUCAUGAGACCCGAACUGAUUAUGAAAUCUAUCAUUCCUGUGGUCAUGGCUGGUAUUAUUGCUAUCUACGGAUUAGUUGUUGCUGUCCUUAUUGCUGGAGCUCUUGAAACACCCGACAAAUACGAAUUAUACAAGGGAUUCAUUCAUCUCGGAGCUGGCCUUUCCGUUGGUUUCUCAGGAUUAGCUGCUGGUUUUGCUAUUGGUAUUGUGGGUGAUGCUGGUGUGAGAGGAACAGCUCAACAACCACGAUUAUUCGUCGGUAUGAUUUUGAUCUUGAUUUUCGCCGAAGUAUUGGGUCUUUAUGGCUUGAUUGUGGCCAUUUACUUAUACACCAAACAAUAAACAAAAAUAAACAAGUGUUUUUGCGAUAAUCUUAACUUUAAAUUCAUCAUUAAAAAACUUUUUUGUUUUGUUUAAAAAUGUAAAAUUAUAAUUUUCAAUUCAAAAUUCGUGGAUUUUUUACAAGUCUCAAAUUUCAAAGCAUAGCCUGCGGUUGAUCAGAAGAAUCGCACAAAUCCAAUCCACAUUUUAAGCUAUGAUUAAAAAAUUGAUGUUUGUAAAUGAAUGCGCUGAUUAGGAAUUUGUCUAUAAAAUCUAUGAUAGUAAUUCUUUCUCGUUUAAGUUUUAAAAAGUUUACGGAUUCUUAAACUAUUCAAAAUUGAUGCUGUUUUGGGUAGUUUUUCAUGAACCAUCAAACUCAAACUUUAUCCAUAGAAAGAAUUACUUGACAAAAUUCAAUUAGUUAAUUAUCAAUCAAGUCUUAUAUAUAAAACAAAAAUAUAUCUAUGAAAUAUUACAUGCAUAAUUACAUUAAAAUUCAUAUUAAAAAAUGGUAUCAUUGAAAUAUCAAAUUGUUGUCGCAUUGAAGAGGACUACCAUUAAUUUUAUGUGUAAAUUUGAUAAGUUCUGAAAGCUAAGAGAAAAAUUUCAAUCAAUAUUAGAAUAAUGAAACAAGAUGAAGAGUAUCCUUAAGAGACAUGCAUAUUUGUGAUUUUUGUUUCCUCAAAAAUAUAUAUUCAAUAGAAAUAAUCGAGAAUCAAGGUAAACAUCAGGAUUUUGUUAUGAUUUUCAUUCAGAUUGUACCAUCGAAAAGAUUAAGUUUCAAUUUAUUCAUGAAAGAAAUUAUCUUAUGUAUGCUAAAAACGUCGAGAAACCAAGAACAUUAAACGUUUAUUUGUACAUUCCCGUAAGUUGGAAA
Molecule: messenger RNA, 1468 nt
Organism: Clunio marinus
Lineage: Eukaryota; Metazoa; Arthropoda; Insecta; Diptera; Chironomidae
Source: the annotation of a GenBank genome assembly